This is a messenger RNA of Beta vulgaris subsp. vulgaris (sugar beet), 1756 nucleotides long. RefSeq lists its product as uncharacterized. The transcript has a single exon. The record is from RefSeq and is a predicted model, not a curated record. Lineage: Eukaryota; Viridiplantae; Streptophyta; Magnoliopsida; Caryophyllales; Amaranthaceae. The coding region runs from base 86 to 964 and encodes 292 amino acids.
UAGCUUUCAUGGUGUAUUGUAGGGAUAUAAAUGCUAUAACAUCAAACCACUUACAACUACCAAAAGAGAGAAAGAUUGAACAAAAAUGGGAACUUUUAUUGGGCAUUUCAUUCCUGGUUUAUGCCUAACAAUUCUUGGUCUAUGGCAUACUAUCAACACCAUCAAAUCUUACUACCUAAAAAGCCCUACCAAUUUUAUCUCAAGAUUUUGGUACCCCUACAAUAACAAUUCUCUCCUGCAACUUAAACAUUUACAGCUGAUCUUCGUCCUCUUUUUUUCUAUCCUCGCGAUCAUCCUUCAAGUCCUAGACUACCCUCUUUUCCAUCUCGCUUUCAAGCUCGACAACUUUGAGCAUGCAACCAUGUUCCUCCACCUCGCUAUCUUUUCAGGUUUUGCAUACUUUGCUGAGUUAAGUCAGAUUUCUGACUCAGUCUCCAGUCUUACUGGAAUCAUGGCUGCAUCUGUUUUUGGUCAAGAACUCUUUUUACUGCAUUUUCACUCGACUGACCAUGUUGGCCUUGAAGGGCAAUACCAUGCGUUGCUGCAGCUCAUCGUGUUGGUUUCCUUCCUCACUUCUGUUGCUACUACAGUCUUCCCUGCCAAUUUCCCUGCAGCACUUGUACUUUCAGUUUCUGUUGUUUUCCAAGGUUGUUGGUUUAUUGACAUGGGAUUUAUGCUAUGGGUUCCUAAGUUUGUCCCCAAAGGUUGCUUUAACCAGAUUGGUAAAGCUAGCAGUAGUACUGAGAUGAUGCAUGGAGCCGUCACUUGUGGGUCCCCUGAGGCUGAGUUCAGGGCAAGAGCAUUGGCUAAUCUGCAGUUCAGUUGGAUACUCGCCGGGAUUCUGAUUUUCACAGGAACUUCUUGCGUGAUUCUUGCUAAGAAAGGAUCUCCAAGGGUCCAACAAUUGAUAGCUUAUGAACAGCUUCAAAAUAAGGGAUCUGAACUACCAGUAGCUACAUAUUGAUUGCUUAAACCCUCUUAAUUUUUAGAUUUUUGACAGCCUUCUUGCUCUAAUUAUAGUAUGAUACAUGGGUAUCUCACACGUUUCUUCGUACUAAUCAACAUCUGAAUCUUAAAAUCUUAUGAUUCUACAACUUAGAUUAUACAAUCCAAUUCUAAGUUAUCCCAUCGAUCCAAAAUAGAUUCUCGAUCCAGCUAUCUUAAUUCCUAACAUGCUAACUAGUCAGCAAUUCUCUUCACCUGUCUAAAAAAGAGUCCAUUUCUCCUCCCUCCCCCUCUCAAGUUGGUUUAAACUCCUAAAAUUAAGGUGCAUAAUCAAAUACAAAAUGAUACAGAUAGCCUUCACUUAUUAACUAUGGUUGACAAAAGAGUUGGGCACUUCAGUCAUAAUCCUUACUGUCAUAACAUUUAAUUAAGACUUGUUCUUCUUUCCCCAAGGUUUUUGGAGUUCAAAUAAGUUCUAACUUUUUUAGCAUCUGAGAGCUGAGCACAUCAUGAAUUAGAAUAGGUUGUCAGAGUGCAAACAGUAAACUCAGUUGUGUACUAACACAUUAGAACAUGUAAGGGAGAAAAAUGGCUACGUGGGAUUGUUUCUAUAUUGAGCACUGAUACGAGAACCCAAGAGAUUUUCUGUAGUACAAAUUAACUAUGUGAUCCUCAGUUCCCUAAUAUUACAGUUUACAGUGUAAUACAAGCAAGCAAAUGCUAAAUGAUGAAAAAUAAUGUGUGGUAAGAUGAUUAACCCGUUCAAGUCUCGAAAGUUAGAAUAUGUUGAUGCCAAAAUGAUCUCAUACUU